AUGGUGGCGGGCGAUUGGGGCUAUGCGCCGGCGUCGGCAGCGCCCGCCAUGAACGCCUUCCUGGAGACAAACCACGCACACCUGGCUUCGUACGGCCUCAAGAUGUCCCCUGAACCCGCAUGCGGAGUCGCUGCUCAGCAUAGAGCUGCAGCACCUCACCCUCCGCAUCCUUCGCACUACCAACACUACCCGUUGCACUCCUACCAGCCAGGAUACUUAAGAGAAUAUGGCGGGUGCGGAGAACUCUUCCCGCAACAGCCCCUAGAACAGAGUUGGGAUUGGCGAAACGAUGUGCACUACCAAACCGCCCCACCCUUGAUGCCACACGCCCAUCAGCCACACGCCUUCCUACGCUACGUCAGAGCUCCACCAAGACGUGACAUGCGAUGCCAAUGGCUGGACCCAGACCAGCCUCCCCCUAGGAAACUAUGCAAUAAGCUAUUCUCAAGUAUGCACGAAAUCGUGACGCAUCUGACAGUGGAACACGUAGGUGGUCCAGAGUGCACAACGCACGCGUGUUUCUGGCAGGGUUGUGCGCGGAACGGGAGGCCGUUCAAGGCGAAAUACAAACUAGUGAAUCACAUUCGAGUGCAUACGGGCGAAAAGCCCUUCCCGUGCCCGUUUCCCGGUUGCGGUAAAGUGUUCGCGAGAUCAGAAAACCUCAAGAUACAUAAGAGAACGCAUACAGGUAAGAUUAUAUUAUACUAG
Pieris macdunnoughi is the source of this 708-nucleotide messenger RNA. The record is from the annotation of a GenBank genome assembly. Lineage: Eukaryota; Metazoa; Arthropoda; Insecta; Lepidoptera; Pieridae.